GGGUUCCUAGCGAAAUAUAAAUAACCUAUGAUUUAACCGAUAUGGUCUGAUCGCGGCUUCUCUGGAACGUUCUAGAACAUCAAAUUAGUUGCAUAUCAGAAAUGAAUUUCGCAAGAAAAAUUACAUCAUAAGCGAUGUCAAAGUUUCACGAGAUUACAAUCGAUUAGAUCUACGCACUCAUUGAUCGACUCGUCCAAUAAAGCAGUCAGCGCCAUUGACUCGCUCAUUCGCUGGAUAACUCAAAUCACUCUCUCACUCACUUUUUCACUCGCUCGUUCAACCUUACCUUUACUUUUUCCCCCACUCUAUCACUCAAAGAGGGAUUGUGUAAUUUUGCCAUACCACACAAUACAUAAAAUACAUGGAUGUUUCAAGUUCGUCACAAAAGUAAACUUCUGUUCAUACUCAAGCGUAUCUUAGUUAAACAUAAAUCGCGUGACGGGGAAUACCACUGGAGGUGACGCAAUAAGAAUAACAAGUUUAACAUUAUGAAUGAAACACAUGAGCUUUUUACAUGAUAUUGGUUGUCAUUUUGAAAUUAGCGUUUUUAAUCGACAGACGGAAAUAAACAAAUGAAAAUCGUGAUUUGUAAAGAAACAAAAAAAAUGAUUCACGGUCACCAGGCAAACGCCUCCUGGCAUUUUGUGCUAGUUUUCUCGAUUGCUUUAAGUUUGUGUAUUGUUACCGCUGUGGAUAGUAAGUGUUCGGCUAACGAAAACAAAUAUUGGGAUAGAAAAUUGAAGGUCUGUGCCAAAUGCACAGAGUGCGCACAUGGACAAGCACGGAAUCUUUCGGAAAAGUACAUUGGAUCCGCUGUGCGCAAAGGUGAUACUGGCUGCCUGCCGUGCCAACGGCCUCCACCUGGGUAUUACAUCCGCGUCUUACGGAAUGAUGCAUUUUUCCAGCUGUGUGGGAAGAAGUGCGCCGACCUCUUCCGCCAUCAGCAGAUACCGUGUGGGGACUUCAGUGACGCCGUAUGCGGGUCUUGUUAUGCGGGUUAUCGCGAAGAGACGAAUAAUGCUGACUUUGCCUGCAUUAAAAACACACCACCCACCACCACUACCAUGCAGUCAACAGCUUCGGCACUUAAGACCAACCUCGUCAAUGGAACAGAACAGUUGAGCAACGACAUAAUGCCUACGUCUGAUACCGGCACUGGCGCGUUGGUAGCGAAAAAGGAUGAGGGCUCAUCGUCAGCUACGAAGCUUACAGUGGGCAUAUCAUGUGGCGUUGUAGCAGUCGUUGGUUGCUUGGCUAUUGUGCUUUCGGUGCGUUGGAAGAAAUUGAAACAGAGCCAGUUAGAAGUAAGACAACAUCCAGAGGAAUGUUUUGAGAUGAUAGGAGGCCGUCAGGAAAAUGCGACCAUUCCAGUAGGAGACAGCAGAAGUGACAUGACAACCGACAGUCCACCUCGACGGACGAAUAUUGAAGGCUACUCAUUACUCACUCAAUCAGCAGCGGCUAAUGAAUUCCAAAAUGUAAAUUUCAAAGAAGCGAGAGAAGAACAUCAUAUGUCAAUACCUCAAGAUCGCCCCAACCGCGUGGAUAUGAGCCUUGCUAGCAAUCCUAGUGUCUUGACAAUGGACGGUCCUCGAAGGCCGACGACGAAUAAUUAUUGUCGUCCAGAGCUAUCCAUUGUAAUGACGACCGUUACAGAGAAGCAUAAUGCUAUGCCUCUCGACAUAAAUCGACACCUUUCGCGAUCCAUAGAGUGGACGAUAUGUAAGUGCCAGGAACGAAGAGAGUGCAAUUGCAAACACCUUUCCGAACAAUCAAAACGCAUCAAGAUGCUUGACAAGAUGGAUUCAAUCGAUAUUGUUGCUAGACACAUCUGCCAUGACCCAAAAUAUUUCUUUCAAAGUCUAAAAGUUGUUAACUCCAAAUUUUACCAAACUUUCGUCGACAUAGAUAGACGGGAGGAAAGGGCGGAAUCUUACCGAAAUGUUCUUAGAAAAUGGGUCGAGAUUAAAGGAGACACAGCGUUCCUGUCCGAUUUGAUAGAUGCCCUUUGUAAGAAUAACUUUCAUGACAUUUCUAAUGCCAUAGCAAGAGAUAUGAAUGCCGAAACGAACUUGAAACACAUGGCCUGAACAAGAAUUGGCGUAGUGCAAUGUUUUGUGCAUAGAAGGUGACAUACAGAUAGUUUAUUCAGACUUAUACAACAGGUCAUCGUCUUCAUACUAAAAUAUACAAAUUAUUAACUGUCAUGAUGAAGACAUUUAAAGAUUGAUAACGCCUAAUUAAAUGCUAUAUUUAAGAUUAAUUAUGCAACAUAGCAUACGUUGUUUGUGGAGUACGGACCCGUGCCUUUAUUCUAUUGAACGUAUCUAUUAGUUCUUUUUACGGGACUUUACAUAGGCCAAAUAUGUGAAAUGAAUCAGGUGCGCGUUAAUGUGCCAUUCUAAGCAGUGCAGCUAUUGAUUCCAGUGAUAUUAUGUCAGAUAUUGCUGUAGAUAGUUCGCUGGUGUCAUAAGUGUGUUUUGAUGUUUUAUUAUUUUUAUUAAUAAGUUGCUGUUGUUGUUGUUUUUUUACAUUAUGGAGGCUGGUACUCGUUUGUUAAAAAAAGAUAUUAAGAAAAUACUGACAAAAUCGUU
This is a messenger RNA of Dreissena polymorpha, 2594 nucleotides long. RefSeq lists its product as uncharacterized. The record is from RefSeq and is a predicted model, not a curated record. The coding region runs from base 573 to 2090 and encodes 505 amino acids. Gene Ontology annotation, biological process: signal transduction. Lineage: Eukaryota; Metazoa; Mollusca; Bivalvia; Myida; Dreissenidae. The transcript has 7 exons. Gene Ontology annotation, molecular function: protein binding.